AUGUCCAACUCUAACUUUGAUGGAGAAUUUAUGCUCUCAGACUCUCUCGGUUCUUUCAAGAUGCACGAACUUGACAAUAUUAAACCUCAUCCCAUCACUGGCCGGCUUAUCGACUCCUAUCCAGUUACCCGUACGAAACCCAUGCGCGUCCUAUGCCUUGGGCAAUCUAGAACAGGAACAUCAACCCUUUUCGCCGCCCUCAAGCAACUAGGUUAUACCCCAUACUACAUGUCUAUCGCCAUAGGUAGUCCAAGGACAAACUUUCGUCUUUGGCGCGAAGCACUCGAUGCAAAAUUUCACGGCAGAGGCAAACCUUGGGGUCGACAAGAAUUUGAUAAGAUCCUUGGUCUUUAUGAUGCCGUGCUCGAGAUACCAGCUAUAUGCUUCGUGGAGGAACUAGUAGCUGCGUACCCAGAAGCAAAGGUCAUCGUCACACAGUACGACGUGGACAGCUGGCUGCGGAGUAUGGACUCGACAGGCGGUCGUGUUCUACGCUGGCCGCUUUGGGAUACACUGGCGAGUUGGGAUUCCUUGAAUGUAGGACCAUUUUGGGAGUUCUCGAAGAAAGCUAUGCCAGCUAGUUUCGGCACGAUGACAGACUUUUCAACAAAGUCACCAGCGCGGAAGGCUUUCCAUGAUCACUAUGAGUUGGUCAGAAGAAUGACUCCUGUAGAUAAGACGCUGGAGUAUCAUGUUGAGGAAGGCUGGGGACCGCUUUGCAAGUUCUUGGACAAGAGUGUCCCUGAUGGAAAGUUUCCAAGGAUCGAUGACUCGAAGACGAUUGUCCUUGCCCAUAAGAUGAUGUGGUGGAUGGCUUUUUCAAAGAUGGUAGGCAAGGGGUCUUUGGCGAGUGCUGUCGCUGGGGUUUUCACUUCGAUGAUUGCUCUGUGGAGGUUGAGAUAUGCGGUUAACGUCGUUGCCAUGCUUAGACCUGUAGGCGGGUUUUCUUGA
Molecule: messenger RNA, 951 nt
Organism: Fusarium venenatum
Lineage: Eukaryota; Fungi; Ascomycota; Sordariomycetes; Hypocreales; Nectriaceae
Source: RefSeq, a predicted model, not a curated record